Paramecium tetraurelia is the source of this 431-nucleotide messenger RNA. RefSeq lists its product as uncharacterized. Lineage: Eukaryota; Ciliophora; Oligohymenophorea; Peniculida; Parameciidae. Gene Ontology annotation, molecular function: structural constituent of ribosome. Gene Ontology annotation, biological process: translation. The record is from RefSeq and is a predicted model, not a curated record. Gene Ontology annotation, cellular component: mitochondrion; ribosome. The transcript has 3 exons.
AUGUAAACAGUUUGGACCCUAAUACAUCCAACAAGGAUCAGUGUAUAGAAGACAAUCAAGAAUUUAUUGCCAUCUGGUUAAGAAUUUUUUGGUACUGUAAUUAGAGACAGUAGAAACAAAUCAUGCAGAGUAAAAGUAAGCUACAAAUAUUGGCAUAAAAAAUAUAAGUCAUACUUUGGUGAUACAUCUGAAUUCAUAGCACAUGAUGAAGACAAUUUUUGUAAGGUAGGCGAUAAGGUAGUCAUCAAACAUUGUUAAAAAACAGGUGGCAAGUAUUACUAUGUGAGAAAUGUGGUCAUUCCAGUGGGCAGGAAUCCAUCUGAUGAGUAAGACGAAGUUAUGAAAGAGCUCUAAAAUAUAAGAACACAAUUGGUUCAAUAAGGCUUGUGAUUUAUUAUUCAUACAUAAAAUAUUUACAAAUAAUUAUAAAA